AAUACGGUUGACCGUUAGUUGUAAGUAACCCGCCAAAAUCACCCUGUUUUCUAUGCGCACAUAGAUUCCCUUUUAGUUUUCCUUCAGGUUUUUAUCUUCUUUAAGCAACACACAAAUAUCAACGAAGUUGUGUCAGUGUUUGGAUAAACCCCCCAGUUGGUAGAGUCCUAGAGAGAGAAAGAUCAGAGAGAGAGAGAGAAACAUGGAGGAGGGAAGGAGUAGCAGCAGCAGUACAAAUGGAAAUGGUCUAGGGGAGAAGAAGAAGAAGAAGUUGAUGGUGGCAAUAGACGAGAGCGAGUGCAGCCACUACGCUCUCGAGUGGGCCCUCCAAAACCUCGUUGACACCAUCGCAAACUCCGACCUCUGCAUCUUCACCGUUCAGCCCAUUGCCAAUUACUCCUAUCUCUACGCUUCCUCUUUCGGCGCUGCUCCCGCAGAUUUGGUUCGAUCUUUCCAAGAAAAUCAGCAGAAGUUUUCCCUUGCUCUGCUAGAGAAAGCCAAAGGAAUCUGCAGCAAAUAUGGGAUAGUUGCAGAGACAGUGACAGAAGUUGGAAAUCCAAAAGAGGCCAUAUGUGAAGCAGUGGAAAAGCUUAACAUCCAAUUGCUUGUAUUGGGAAGCCAUAGCCGAGGAGCUCUAAAGAGGGCUUUGCUGGGAAGUGUCAGCAAUUACUGCGCUCACAAUGCCAAAUGCCCGGUUCUUGUUGUGAAGAGGCCUGCUUGAAAGGAUCAUAUUGUGCAAUCUGUGGUGAUCUGCUCUUGGUGUUUUUGUGAUAACCGCUACUGUAUAUGAUUUUCUAUUAGUACUUCCAACCUUCUGUUGUAUGUAAAACAUGUUGUCUGUAGCUGAAGAAGUUGAAUGAAUCCUUUCGUAAACAAAA
Messenger RNA from Rhododendron vialii, 878 nucleotides. RefSeq names its product universal stress protein A-like protein. The coding region runs from base 203 to 721 and encodes 172 amino acids. The transcript is spliced from 4 exons. NCBI's taxonomy places the organism in Eukaryota, Viridiplantae, Streptophyta, Magnoliopsida, Ericales, Ericaceae. The record is from RefSeq and is a predicted model, not a curated record.